Messenger RNA from Leucoraja erinaceus (little skate), 842 nucleotides. RefSeq lists its product as uncharacterized. The annotation marks the transcript as partial. The transcript has a single exon. NCBI's taxonomy places the organism in Eukaryota, Metazoa, Chordata, Chondrichthyes, Rajiformes, Rajidae. The record is from RefSeq and is a predicted model, not a curated record.
GGGUGGGGACAUCCAGGGGGCGGGGCCUGUGUCCAGGGGGCGGGGCUCCAGGGGGCGGGGCCUCUGUCCAGGGGGCGGGGCUGUGUCCAGGGGGCGGGGCUGUGUUGAGGGGGUGGGGCCUGUGUCCAGAGGGGCGGGGCUGUGUCCAGGGGGCGGGGCUGUAUCCAGGGGGUGGGGCUGUGUCCAGGGGGCGGGGCGGUGUCCAGGGGCGGGGCUGUGUCCAGGGGGUGGGGCUGUGUCCAGAGGGCGGGGCUGUGUCCAGGGGGCGGGGCUGUGUCCAGGGGGCGGGGCUGUGUCCAGGGGGCGGGGCGGUGUCCCAGGGGGCGGGGCUGUGUCCAGGGGGCGGGGCGGUGUCCAGGGGGCGGGGCGGUGUCCAGGGGGCGGGGCGGUGUCCAGGGGGCGGGGCUGUGUCCAGGGGGGCGGGCUGUGUCCAGGGGGCGGGGCGGUGUCCAGGGGGCGGGGCUGUGUCCAGGGGGCGGGGCGGUGUCCAGGGGGCGGGGCGGUGUCCAGGGGGCGGGGCGGUGUCCAGGGGGCGGGGCUGUGUCCAGGGGGCGGGGCUGUGUCCAGGGGGCGGGGCUGUGUCUAGGGGGCGGGGCUGUGUCCAGGGGGCGGGGCUGUGUCUAGGGGGCGGGGCUGUGUCCAGGGGGCGGGGCUGUGUCCAGGGGGCGGGGCUGUGUCCAGGGGGCGGGGCUGUGUCCAGGGGCGGGGCGGUGUCCAGGGGGCAGGGCUACGGCCAAGGGGCGGGGCUUGUUUUAUGGGCCGGGCUAUGGCUAGUGGGAGGGGCUUGUUUUAUGGGCGGGGUUGUUGCCAGGGGCGGGGCUAUGGUCGGGGCGGGGCUAUGA